UGCCCGCUCCCAGCCCCGUCCGCCGCUCCUCGCGCCCGGCCCCCCUUCUCAUUCAGGGGCAUCAGCACAUUCGAACUCGGUUGCCGCGGCCCCGGUGGCCGGCCCCCGGCCCCUAGUCCGACAACAUUGCCCUCCCGGCGCCCUCGCCCUCUCCAGGGAAACGGGCCCCAGUUUUUUCGGGCGUCGCACCGACUGCCUGGGCGAUCACCCCCGGCCACAACAGGUGAAUGGACCCCCGUUCGUUUGCCCCUUUCUUCCCCUCUCUUUCGCCCCUGUUCCUUUCGCUCUCCCUCCGCUCCUUGUCUGGAGUUUGAUCCACCCCGCCAUGUCUUUCCAAUCCAACCAGGUCAUUGUCUGCGACAAUGGUACCGGUUUCGUCAAGUGCGGUUACGCCGGCUCCAACUUCCCUGAGGCCGUCUUCCCCUCGCUCGUCGGCCGGCCCAUGCUCCGUGCCGAGGAGAAGGUCGAGGGUGUCGAGAUCAAGGACAUCAUGGUCGGUGAGGCCGCUUCCAAGCUGCGCUCCCAGCUCCAGCUCUCCUACCCCAUGGAGAACGGUGUCAUCCGCAACUGGGAGGACAUGGAGCAUGUCUGGAAGCACACCUUCGAGGACGUCCUGAAGAUCGACCCCCGCGACAGCAAGAUUCUCCUCACCGAGCCGGCCAUGAACCCCCUCCGCAACCGUGAGCUCAUGGUCAAGACCAUGUUCGAGAAGUAUCAGUUCCACUCCGUCCAUGUUGCCAUCCAGGCCGUCAUGACCCUCUACGCUCAGGGUCUCCAGACCGGUGUUGUCGUCGACUCCGGUGAUGGUGUCACCCAUAUUGUCCCCGUCUACCAGGGCUACCAGCUUCCCCACCUGACCAAGCGUCUGGAUGUUGCCGGUCGUGACAUCACCCGCUACCUGAUCAAGCUCCUCCUCCUGCGCGGUUACACCUUCAACCGUACCGCCGACUUCGAGACCGUCCGCCAGAUCAAGGAGUCCCUCUGCUACACCGGUUACGACCUCGAGCUUGAGAACCGCCUCUCUCAGGAGACCACCGUCCUGGUCGAGCCCUACACUCUUCCCGACGGCCGUGUCAUCCGUGUCGGCUCCGAGCGCUUCCAGGCCCCGGAGGCUCUCUUCCAGCCGUCUCUCAUCGAUGUCGAGUCGGUCGGCAUCGCCGAGCAGCUGUUCAACUGCAUCCAGGGCGCCGAUAUCGAUCUGCGUACCGAGUUCUACCGCAACAUCGUGCUCUCCGGUGGUUCCACCAUGUAUCCCGGUCUGCCCUCGCGUCUGGAGAAGGAGGUCAAGCAGCUCUACCUCACCCGCGUGCUCAACAACGACGUCGAGCGCCUGAGCAAGUUCCGCAUCCGCAUUGAGGACCCGCCCCGCCGUAAGCACAUGGUCUUCCUUGGUGGUGCUGUCUACGCUGAGAUCAUCAAGAACAGCGAGUCCUCCUGGAUGACCCGCCGUGAGUACGAGGAGGAGGGCCUCGAGCGCCUGAUGAAGAAGUUCGCCUAAAGGGUGCUGAUGUGGGAUGUGCACAUGCGCAUGCGUUCCCCUCCCCCCCCCCUCUCUCGCAUGUCGUGUGCACUCCUCCCCCAUUCAUCCCCACUUUUCAGACUCCCUCGCUUCAUUCUUCCUCUCUCUCCCCCCCCCCCCCCC
Fonticula alba is the source of this 1642-nucleotide messenger RNA. RefSeq names its product actin-like protein 2-A. Gene Ontology annotation, cellular component: actin cortical patch; Arp2/3 protein complex. The transcript is spliced from 7 exons. Bases 326 to 1498 code for a protein of 390 amino acids. Lineage: Eukaryota; Rotosphaerida; Fonticulaceae. Gene Ontology annotation, molecular function: actin filament binding. The record is from RefSeq and is a predicted model, not a curated record. Gene Ontology annotation, biological process: Arp2/3 complex-mediated actin nucleation.